AUGGCGAUUGCCUUCACGUUGGACCCGGGCCCAGAGGGCCCCCACAGACCUGGAAGAGUCAAUGCUGAAGAUGGCCCUUCAUUGGGACACGAAGAAUAUCUUCCUAUCUCACAGGAGUGUGAAGACGACCAGUAUGCCCGGUAUGCUGUUGUCGUAACUGGAAGCCAAUCCUUCCCUCUCCACUUCUUUCAUCCCUAUCCAUUUCAUCUACCAGUAUAUGCCACACCCCCAAGGAGCUUUCCAGAAGUUCACCAUGAAGGGCCUGUGACUCUGAAUUCCCAAAGAGAGGAACUGGCUAUCUCGAGGGAUGAAGUGGAUAUCUCAAGGGAGGAAGUGGAUAUCUCAAGGGAGGAAGUGGAUGUCUCAAGGGAGGAAGUGGAUGUCUCAAGGGAGGAUGUGGAUGUCUCAAGGGAGGAAGUGGAUGUCUCAAGGGAGGAAGUGGAUGUCUCAAGGGAGGAUGUGGAUGUCUUAAGAGAGGCGUUUAAGGGCAGCAUGGGUGUACUAGCUGCUGCCUUACCCACUCACACUACUAGUAUCACCAAUGGAGUGGAGUCAUUGGAGCCAUCUGUGGAGGACGGCCAGGCCAGUGGGAUCAGCCAUCUUGUGACUUCACCCAGAGAAGAGGAUGAGGGCGGACGACAGGCCAGAAGACAGCAAGAAGCCAAAAAGAAGCGCAAAAACCGACGUCGCAAACGGCAUUGACACAGAAUGACAACGUUAUUGACCUAAACUAUUUCUACUGCACACCUUUUCUGGGGUGCCAAUUGUUGUAAUGAUGUAAAUAUGGGCAAUCAUUAAUCAUUACCAAUAGGUGGCGCCCAAUGACCAUAGAAUUAACUUAGUAGCCUACUUACCGUCCUUUCAUAUAAAAGUACAAACUCGGCAUCAGUAUUUUUGUGGUUUAUUUAUAACAAGUUACCAGAACAAUAUCUAUGCAUUAG
Engraulis encrasicolus (European anchovy) is the source of this 941-nucleotide messenger RNA. RefSeq lists its product as uncharacterized. The transcript is spliced from 6 exons. Bases 1 to 702 code for a protein of 233 amino acids. Lineage: Eukaryota; Metazoa; Chordata; Actinopteri; Clupeiformes; Engraulidae. The record is from RefSeq and is a predicted model, not a curated record.